Molecule: messenger RNA, 1091 nt
Organism: Adineta steineri
Lineage: Eukaryota; Metazoa; Rotifera; Eurotatoria; Adinetida; Adinetidae
Source: the annotation of a GenBank genome assembly
AUAUUUAUUAUAAAAAAAGAUUUUUAACUCAAUCAUUACUUUAUUAUAAUCGUUUACUUGAUUGUCAUUUUCAAAAGAAACCGUUCGAUGAAACUAUUAUUGCAGAAAUCUAUGAAAAAAUUGGAAAAAUUUAUUUAAAGAAAACGUAUAUUGCUGAUAGUUUAUUAUAUUAUAGUAAAUUAAAUAAUAAAUCAUUGAGUAAAAAAUUUGAAGAUAUAAAUGAUGUUUGUUUUGAAAAACGUCAUUUAGAUAAUGCAUUGAAUUAUUUUGAAAAAGAUCUGAAACAACAAAUUGAAAAUAAUUCUACUAAUGAUACAUUAUUAAGUGAAACGUAUACAAUCUUAGGAAACAUUUGUUUAGAACAACGAAAUCUUGACAAAGCAUUACAUUAUUUUCUUAAACUAUUAGAUACGAAAUUAAUGAAUAAAACACCUGAAGAUUCCUCACUAUCAGAAAUCUAUGAAAUAAUUGCAAUAAUUCAUUUAGAAAAAGCAAAUUACAAUAAAUCAUUAAUUUAUUUUAAUCGAUUUAUGGAUUGUGAAUUAUUAACUAAAUCAUUUGAUCAUCCUUUAAUUGGUAAUGUUUAUAAAACAAUUGGAAGAAUUUAUUUAAGAAAGGAUCCUUUUGAUCAAACAACAAAUUAUUUAUUAAAAAAUCAAACAUUAGAUUCGAAAGUAAAUUUAACAAAUAUUCAACCUGAUAAACGUCAUUCUCAACGAACUACUCUUUAUUUUUAUAAUUUAUUAAAAAAACAGAUUAAUAAUAAUAAAAUAUCAAUAGAUUUUACAAUAGAACAAAUUUAUACAAUUAUGGGAAAUUUAUUUUUAGAACAACAAAAUACAAAUCAAGCUUUAACAUAUUAUUAUCAAUUACUUUAUUAUCAAUAUAAAACAAAUCGUUAUAAAUAUUUCGCAUUAGGUCAAACAUAUGAAAUUAUUGCUAAUAUUUGUUAUAAAAAACAAGAUCUUAAAUCAGCUUUACAAUACUAUCGACAAGCACUAACUUUAUAUCAACAAACUUUUCCAAGAAAUCAACAUUUAAUUAACCAAAUUAAAAAUCAAAUUCGAUCAAUUAUCACACCUGUUGUUUAA